Messenger RNA from Stylophora pistillata, 349 nucleotides. RefSeq names its product FK506-binding protein 2-like. The record is from RefSeq and is a predicted model, not a curated record. NCBI's taxonomy places the organism in Eukaryota, Metazoa, Cnidaria, Anthozoa, Scleractinia, Pocilloporidae. Gene Ontology annotation, cellular component: endoplasmic reticulum. Gene Ontology annotation, biological process: protein peptidyl-prolyl isomerization. Gene Ontology annotation, molecular function: peptidyl-prolyl cis-trans isomerase activity.
AUGAAUACAGAGGUUGAGGGAAGAACUACACUUGCUACAAAUCAACACAUCCAAACACAGUCAGGUUGGGAGAUGGGUAUAAAAGGAAUGUGCAUUGGAGAAAAAAGAAAAUUGAUCAUCCCUCCUCACCUAGGGUAUGGAGCCCGCGGAAUUCAGAAUGUUAUUCCUCUCAACUCUGUACUGAUUUUUACAACCGAGCGCAUGUCUAUUAAGAGGAAGUCGCAGUUCGAUCCAAAUUUACUUCUGCAAAUAGGAUUUUGGCUGGUCCUGGCUGGAAUGAUUUUGUACUAUCUGUAUAGAAAGGCAUCUAAGGAAUCUGACAAGCCUGAAACAAAGUCGAGCUAGAAAA